AUAAAAUGUCGGAACACUUUGUGUUUUGUGGUGAAACAAAAACCAUCCUGGAGACAGUUAUUAAUGUCGCUGUUGAUUUAAUUAAAAACUCAAAAGAGGAGAACCUGAUGAAGGAGCCAAACCGAAGACGGGAGACAGAUUUAGCAAACACUUUGGAAAUGUUGGCACGCGAGGCAACGAGAAAGCUGAAUGGCAUUUUCUUCCAACUGUCCUCAAAGCUGCUCAACGAAAACUCGACUCUGAAGGUGGAAGUGAGCCGGCUGGAGAGCGAGCUGAAGACUUUGAGUGGAGACUUUGAAAAUGCUCGACUGUGGAGAGAAAACGUCCUGAACGGCUGCCCGGUCCUGUUCGAGCAGAGCGGCUUGAUCCACACCCUGAAGCCGAUCGGGAAGUUAAAACUCAAGACGGGUGAACUGACUGAUGGAGGCGCAGAAUCAUCACCUGCUGUCGGGAUACAGGGGGGACACGAUGCUGAUGUUGGGGAGACAACAGAGGAGGUGAACUCUGAAGCUGUGUCCUCAGAAAGGAGACAAGAAAAGAUUUUAAACGACGACGUGGAGGAUCGCACCACAGAGGAAUGUAAAAACACACAGGAAGCAGGAGUCAGGAGGAAAGGGAAGAUCUUUGUGUGCGAUGUCUGUAACAAGAGCUUCAACCGGCAGUUUCAUCUGAUGAAGCACAUGAACACUCACAAAGAACAGAGGCCCUUCUCCUGCGGCCAGUGCCCGAGGAAGUUCAGGAACACGGCGACCUACGAGUACCACCUGCUGCGGCACGAGGAGAGGAAGCACGCCGCCUUCAAGUGCCAACUCUGCGAGAAGACGUUCAAGAGCAAAAUGAACCUGAAGACUCAUCAGCUCGUGCACACCGACACGAGGCCGUUCACCUGCUCCACCUGCGGGAAGGGCUUCAAAGCCAAACACAGCCUGCAGGCUCAUCAGACGGUUCACUCCGUGGAGAAGCCGCACAAGUGCUCCGAGUGCGGCGAGAGCUUCAGGUACGCCGUCACGCUGCAGUGCCACAGAAGCACUCACACUGGGGAGCAUCCCUACAAAUGCGCUGUGUGCGGCAAAACUUUUGUGAAGAGGAGAUCCCUCCGCACGCACCAGUCCGUCCAUCGAGGGAAAAUCUUCACAUGUGAGACGUGUGGAGCGGGCUUCACGCUGCAGCACAACCUGAAGAGACACAUCCGCAUCCACACGGGCGAGAAACCGUUCAAAUGUAAAGUCUGCGGGAAGAGUUUCAUUCAGGACAACAAGCUGAAAGUCCACAUGCUGCUGCACGGGGCGUCAAAGUCCUUCAUGUGCGACCUGUGUGGGAAAACGUUUCUUUACAACUGCCAGCUGCAGAAACACCAGAAGGUCUCGCACGACGACCGGCUCAACGGGCAGGUCGUCACGCGGCGAGCUCGAGAGCGAGGCAACCGCAGAGUCAUCUACCGACGGGACAGGACCACGGUCGACGUGACGCCGUUCAGCUGCAAGACCUGCCACAAGGGCUUUGACACGGCGGCCGCGCUGAAGAGACACGAGCUCGUUCACACGGGUCAGAUGCAGCACAACUGCGACACAUGCGGGAAGUCGUUUUUCUACAAAGCCACGUUCGACUACCAUCGGCGGAUCCACUCCGGAGAGCGGCCGUUCGGCUGUGACGUGUGCGGGAAGCGGUUCAUCAUCCUUCAGGCUCUCAAGUCCCACAAACUGCAGCACUCUGGAGAGAGACCGCACAAAUGUGAGCAGUGCGGCAAGGCCUUCAGGAUCUACACAAACUACCUGAGGCACCUACGGGUCCACACGGGGGAGAAGCCGUACGAGUGCGAGGUCUGUGGAGCGAGGUUCAGGCAGCUCGGACACGUCAAGUUUCACAUGCAGGUCCACACGGGAGAGAGGCCGUACUCCUGCAGCAGCUGUGGACUCGGCUUUUCAGACUCAAGGCUGCUGAAGAAACACAACUGUAGUGAGAAAAUGUUGGGAAACACACUCAGUACAUCGUUCUUCAGGAUGUCAGAUCCGGAGUCGCGGAUUGGCGCCAUUCUGGAAAUUAUGGUUACGGCGUCUGUUACAGAAAUGACGAAAGUUAUCAUCGGUUCUGAUUCAACUCGUGCAGAAGAGUCUUCACACGGUGCUGCUGAACACACAGACGGGUUUCAGGACGACAAAGUGAUCCAGUUCAGCGUCUUCAUGGCAUCUCUGGCUCGAGAGGCCGUAGAGAAGAUCUGCGAGCUUUUCCACGAAUGUUCUUCUCUGCUGCGGCUAGAAGUGACGCAGAGUGUUGCAGAGAUCGAGGACCUGAAAAGGAGACUGGAGGAGGCAGAGACGGAGCUGAUGCUGGUGCUGGAGGGCAGCAGAGGCCAGGUGGAGGUAGAGGAGGUGAUAGUGGGAGGGACGGCUCCAGCCAACGGAGCAGGAAGAGAGAUAGUGAAGGGCCGGCGCUCGGGGAGGAAGAGUCGCAGAGUUGUGGCUGCUGGUGAAGCUGGAGUGAAGAGGUCGCCUAUAAUUCACCUGUGGAAAGGCAGAACUUAUGAGGACAGUGUCCAGCCUGUGAUCAUAAAGGAGGAAGGAUGGGAAGCGUUGGCUGACCAGGCGUCCUCUGAUUCUGGUCAGUACAGAGAUGACCAGGCCCAGGACAAUAGUGACGACCCAGACUACCAGCUGGAGCCAGAAGAUCCAGAAGACGGCGAUCCAGGAUUCACCACCAGACCCAAACGCGUAGUUAAACCCAGGAGCAGUCGAGGUCGAGCAAAGAAGGAGAGGAAGACUCUGAACAAGCUGCCUCUGAGCUGCAAACUAUGCAGGAAGACUUUCCCCAAGCUGCAGCAGCUCAAAGCCCACCUGGCAGUCCACGAGGCAAACACAGAGAAACCUUUCCACUGCUCUCAGUGUGGAAGAGGUUUCUCAUUCCAGCGAAGUCUCAAUGCACACAUGCUGCUUCACACAGGUGAGAGACCACACACCUGUGAUGUUUGUGGAAAAGGUUUCACCCUGAAGCAGCUCCUCAGAAACCACCAGCGUCUCCACACCGAUGUUCGGCCCUUUCGCUGCGAGCAGUGCGGAAAAAGCUUCUACCGAGCUCACGGCCUGAAAAUGCAUCAGAUGGUCCACACGGGGGAGCGGGCCUACAACUGCCAGCACUGCAGCAAGAGCUUCACAAUACCAGGAAACCUGCAGCGACACCUGCGCAUACACACGGGGGAGAAGCCGUACAAGUGUGAGACUUGUGGUAAAAGCUUCAACCAGGCAGACACUCUGAAAGGCCAUCAGCGGAUUCACACCGGCGAGCGCCCCUUCAGCUGCGAGACAUGCGGCAAAAGUUUCAUCCAGAAGAGUGCGUUGAAGAUGCACCAGAAGACCUCGCACGCAGGUGAGAACACGCUGGCCUGUGUGGCGUGCGGCACCGUGGUCGCCUGCGUGGACUCGCUCCGGAAACACCUUCAGACGCACGCGGCGACCAUCCCGUGCAUGUGCGUGCUCUGCAGCCAGCGGCUCAGCUCCAUCACCGACCUGCGCUCGCACCAGCAGCACCACACGGUGGUCCGGCCUCACAGCUGCGGCCUCUGCUGGAAAAGCUUCAAGUCGUCCAGUUACCUGAGGAUUCACAUGAUGACGCACAGCGGCGAGCGGCCCUUCUCCUGCGACGUGUGCGGCCGCAUGUUUACACAGCACAGCAGCCUUAAAUCUCAUCAGGUGGUCCACACAGGAGAGAAACCGUUCAGCUGCGAUACAUGUGGGAAGUGUUUCAGCAACACGGGCAACCUGAACAGACACCAGCGUAUCCACACCGGGGAGAAGCCGUUCAGCUGCGACACGUGUGGACGCAGCUUCAACCAGGGAAACAGCCUGAAGGCCCACCAGCAGAUACACACGGGGGAGAAACAGUACAUGUGCGACAAGUGUGGGAAGAGUUUCUCCUACCUGAGGAACCUGAAGGACCACAAGUGUUUCUACGUCUGACACUAAACUGAGAUCAGUCGUCUGUUGAGUUCAGGAAGAAACGAGUGGAUAGAUCAUAAACUAUGAUUGUGCAGUUAUAGGAGUUUUGUUAACCAUGAAGGUAGAAAUGUGUGUCUUCAUUUUUCAGCUAACUACAAAGAAAGUGGUGGGAAUAGAUGGAGGAGUUCAAAUGCUUUCAUUAAAAACUAUUUUAAAGCUGGA
Labrus mixtus (cuckoo wrasse) is the source of this 4151-nucleotide messenger RNA. RefSeq names its product zinc finger protein 658-like. The transcript has 12 exons. Gene Ontology annotation, cellular component: nucleus. NCBI's taxonomy places the organism in Eukaryota, Metazoa, Chordata, Actinopteri, Labriformes, Labridae. The record is from RefSeq and is a predicted model, not a curated record. The coding region runs from base 6 to 3950 and encodes 1314 amino acids.